AUGGCAGACAUCAAAAUUGACAGCAAGGUGUUCCAGGAGCGCCUGUCGCACUUCAUCAAUGCCUGGAAGGCCGACAAGCGAUCCGGCGACGCGGUCUUCGGAGGCGUCUCCUCCAUCCUGAUCAUGAUGGGCAAGGUUGAUGAGGAACCCGAAUUCCACAAGAACAACGCCAUGCAUUUCUGGCUUCUCGGCUACGAAUUUCCCACGACAUUGAUGCUUCUCACCCUCGAUACGCUCUACAUCCUGACCACGCAGAAAAAAGCGAAAUACCUUGAUCAAAUCAAAGGCGGCCGAUUCCCUAUAGAGGUGCUCGUGCGGGGAAAGGAUGCCUCCGAAAACGAGAAGCUGUUCCUCAAGAUCACGGAUGCUAUCAAGGCGGCAGGUAAGAAGGUUGGCGUUCUCACCAAGGAUACCUCCAAGGGCCCAUUCAUCGACGAAUGGAAGAAGACCUUCGCCGAUAACUGCAAAGAUGUCGAGGAAGUCGAUAUCGCCCAGGCUUUGUCCGCCGGCGCCUUUUCAGUCAAGGAUGAAGCAGAGCUUCGGGCGAUGCGGACGUCAUCCAAGGCGUGCGUCGCGCUUCUCACUCCCUACUUCCUCGACGAAAUGUCCAACAUCCUCGACCAAGAUAAGAAGAUCAAGCACAGCGCGCUUGCCGACAAGGUGUACAACAAGCUCGCAGACGCGAAGUUCUGGAAGACGGUCGAACUGCCCAACCGUCAGAAGUUGCCUGCCGACUUUGACCCCGAGCAGCUUGACUGGACCCUAGGACCCAUUGUACAGAGCGGCGGCAAGUUUGACCUCAAAUGGCAAACAGAUUCGGAUAACGACCCGCUCCACCCAGGCAUCAUUAUUGCUGCCAUGGGCGUGAGAUACAAGUCAUACUGCUCGCAGAUUGCCCGGACCUUUAUGGUGGACCCCAACAAGUCCCAGGAGAGCAACUACAAGUUUCUGCUUGCCGUCCAUAACUUGAUCCUGAAAGAGAUUCGGGACGGUGUCGUGGUCAAGGAUGUUUACAACAAGGCCUACAGCCUUAUCAAGUCGAAGAAGCCCGAGCUUGAGAAGCAUUUUCUCAAAAGCGUCGGAUAUGGCAUCGGCCUAGAGAGCAAGGACCCGACUCUGAUUCUCAAUGGCAAGAACACGCGAACGCUCCGGGACGGCAUGACCCUUUGCAUCACCACAGGUUUCAGCGAUGUCCAGAACCCGGACCCCCAGGACAAAAAUAGCAAAGUCUACUCCCUUGUCCUCACCGACACAAUCCGCGUCACGGCCGCGGAGCCCGUGGUGUUCACAGGGGAGGCGCCAGUUGAUGCUGAUGCAACUUCGUUUUUCUUCAAGGACGAAGAGGAGACCCAGCCAACCCCGAAGAAGGAGAAGCGGGAUUCGCGUGUAGGUGCUGUCGCAACCAAGAACAUUACCAGUACUCGAUUACGUUCCGAACGAAAUACAGCACCCGACGAAGAUGCGGAGAAGAGACGCCGGGAGCAUCAGAAGGAACUCGCAGCAAAAAAGCAAAAAGAGGGCCUGAUCAAGUAUGCCGAGUCCACAGCCGACCAGAAUGGCGUCGAAGUCAAAAAGUUCAAGCGCUUCGACUCAUACAAGCGGGACAACCAGCUCCCAGCAAAGGUUCGAGAUAUGGGCAUUGUGAUUGAUCAAAAGAAUGCAACCAUUGUGCUCCCUGUCAUGGGCCGGCCGGUACCAUUCCAUAUCAACACCAUCAAGAAUGCUAGCAAAAGCGACGAAGGGGAGUGGUCGUUUCUACGUAUCAACUUCCUUUCUCCGGGCCAGGGUGUGGGUCGGAAGGACGAGCAGCCGUUCGAGGAUGCGUCGGCUCAUUUCGUCAGAAGCUUGACUUUCCGGUCCACCGACAGUGACCGUUACGCCGAUAUUGCGAACCAAAUUUCGAACUUGAAGCGAGAGGCGGUCAAAAAGGAGCAGGAGAAGAAGGACAUGGAGGAUGUUGUAGAGCAGGAUAAGCUGAUUGAGAUUCGAAAUCGCCGCCCUGCCGUCUUGGACAAUGUCUUCAUUCGGCCAGCGAUGGAAGGCAAGCGUGUGCCUGGUAAAGUUGAGAUCCAUCAGAACGGUAUCCGGUAUCAGUCGCCCCUCAGCACGACUCAGCGCGUGGACAUUCUGUUCUCCAAUGUCCGCCACCUCUUCUUUCAACCAUGCCAGAAUGAGUUGAUUGUCAUUAUCCACAUUCACCUGAAGGACCCCAUACUCUUCGGCAAAAAGAAGACCAAGGACGUGCAGUUCUACAGAGAAGCGACAGAUAUUCAGUUCGACGAGACGGGCAACCGAAAACGCAAGUACCGCUAUGGCGACGAAGACGAGUUCGAGGCCGAACAGGAAGAGCGGCGCCGCCGGGCUGAGCUCGACCGCCUUUUCAAGAGCUUUGCCGAGAAGAUUGCCGAGGCCGGGCGAAAUGAGGGCAUUGAGGUGGACAUGCCGCUCCGUGACCUGGGUUUCAAUGGUGUUCCCAACCGCAGCAACGUCUACAUUCAGCCUACCACGGAGUGCCUUAUUCAGAUCACGGAGCCGCCCUUUAUGGUUAUCACGCUGGAUGAUAUCGAGAUUGCCCAUCUGGAGCGUGUACAAUUUGGCCUCAAGAACUUUGAUCUCGUCUUUGUCUUCAAGGACUUCACGCGCCCUCCGGUGCACAUCAAUACGAUUCCCGUUGAAUCGCUGGAAGACGUUAAGGAAUUCCUGGAUUCUUCCGAUAUUGCCUACUCGGAAGGACCGCUUAACCUCAACUGGUCUGUCAUCAUGAAGACAGUGACAGCAAACACACACCAGUUCUUCCUGGACGGCGGCUGGGGCUUCUUGCAGAACGAAUCUGACGACGAGGACGGUUCCGAAGAGGAGGAGGAGGAGAGUGACUUUAAGAUCAGCGACAGCGAGCUUGAGGAGGCAUCAGAAUCCAGCGAAGAGGACUCGGACUAUGACUCGAACGCGUCGGCCGAGGCCAGUGAUGAGGCCGAGAUGAGCGAAGAGGAGGAGGGCGAGGACUGGGAUGAGCUGGAACGCAAGGCGAAGAAGCGUGACCGCGAAAGUGGCCUUGAUGAGGAGGAUCGCAACAGCAAGAAGAAACGCAAGAGAUGA
Messenger RNA from Canariomyces notabilis, 3096 nucleotides. Its product is annotated as SPT16-domain-containing protein. Gene Ontology annotation, cellular component: FACT complex. Gene Ontology annotation, biological process: transcription elongation by RNA polymerase II. The record is from RefSeq and is a predicted model, not a curated record. The coding region runs from base 1 to 3096 and encodes 1031 amino acids. The transcript has 5 exons. Gene Ontology annotation, molecular function: nucleosome binding. Lineage: Eukaryota; Fungi; Ascomycota; Sordariomycetes; Sordariales; Chaetomiaceae.